AUGGCAUUCCCUGAUUCUCCUGUCGAACUCCCCAAUGAAUUGGUCUGUGAGGAUCAUGGCCGGCAAAUCUGUCAUCAAUGUCGUUGCGACUACACCUUUAUGGACGAGGAUUCUGAGCAGAGCUCAAGCAUCGAAGAGUCAUUAGUAUCCAGCGAAGACGACCUUGACGAAAUCCUUCAAUUAGCCGAGCCAGCCACCAAAGUCUUGAAUGGCGCAGCCGCCAGAUUUGUUGCCGAUAUUCAACUCACCUGGAUGACGGUGGGUCCCGGCUCCGCAGAAGCAGAGGAGGCCUGGAAUGAGGAGUGUCCCCACCACGACUCACUUGGAGGAGACCGUGCUGAACAACGCAAGGUCUUGGUUCACGUUGAUUGUGCUUGUCCUGGAAAUGGCGCCCAGAGUGCUGUUGGAGGCAUAGGCAUCCACUUCGAACCCUCUUCCUCAUUCAAUGUCUCAGCAGUCAUUGAGCCCUACACUGCCAGACCUCCUACCAGUCAACAAGCCGAGCUCAAGGCUGCAACCCGUGCCCUCGAGAUCAUCCGCGAGAAGUGCAUACCCGCUCGCCGUAAGCUGCUUCAGAGCAAAGCCUACACCUGUCCUUGCCACAUCAACUGCUGGGCCAAGGGUUUCCCCUUCCAAGUCGUUAUCAUCACUGACUCCGCCUACCUCUUCGACUGCAUGACUUCGCACCUGCUGAUCUGGCGCUGGGACCCAAAGACACACGCCUACUCCAACAAGAAGAGCGGCAAGGUCAUCAUAAACUCAAAGUACAUCCGCAAUGUCGUCGUCGAAGUUGAGAUGUUGGCAAAGAGUGGUGUGCAGGUUUUGUGGAAGAAGGUUCCCAGGGCACUGAACCAGGAAGCUGAUCAACUCGCGAAGGCUGGAGCAAAGAUGUUGAACGUUCCAGGCGUUUGGGUUCAUCACUUGACUGUUACCUCUUGA
Messenger RNA from Aureobasidium vineae, 939 nucleotides. The record is from the annotation of a GenBank genome assembly. Lineage: Eukaryota; Fungi; Ascomycota; Dothideomycetes; Dothideales; Saccotheciaceae.